AUGACAACAACUUUUCAUCAUAAUCUUUCAAAGGAUUUUUCCUUAAUAUUAAAUGAUGCAGAUGAUUACAAUGUUAUUAUUCAAGUUGGUGAAAACAAUACAAAAGAAUUUCGUGCACACUCAAUUGUUUUACGUGCUCGUUCACCUUAUUUCAAAACUGCACUUUCCGUUAAUUGGAUAACAAGAGAAAAUAAUAUGAUUAUAUUUAAUAAACCAAAUGUUACUCCAAUCGUUUUUGAAAUGAUUUUAAAAUAUAUUUAUACUGGUGAACUUGAUCUGACUAAUCAAUCAGGUGAAGACAUUCUUGGUUUAUUAGUUGCAUCUGAUGAAUUACUUCUUGAAGAGUUAUUCGAAUAUGUUCAAGAUUAUUUGAUCGAAAAACUAAAUAGCUGGAUUUAUGAAAAUGUUGAUCUCAUUCUUCAUUCUGUAUUUAAUCUUGAAAAUUGUAAGAAAUUAAGAGAUUAUUGUCUUGAAUUUAUCUGCAAAGAUCCACUACCAUUUAUGUCUUCAGAAAUUUUUCCUUUAAUAAAAAAGGAAAUUCUUUUUUGCUUGCUCCAAAGGGACGACUUAUCUAUUGAAGAAAUUAUCAUUUGGGAUUAUUUAAUUAAAUGGGGCAUUGAACAAACCCCCGGUCUUGAAAGUAAUAAGGCAAAGUGGAAUGAAGAAAAUUAUCAAGCGUUGAAGAAAACUUUAAAUCAAUUUAUUCCACUUAUUCAAUUUGUUAAAAUUUCGCGAGCAGAUUUUUUUGAUAAAGUUCGACCUUAUAAAGCCAUUAUUCCUAAUGAUAUUUAUGAUGAAAUUGAAGAAUUUUAUUAUAAAGAUACUUUACCAAAGAAUUUAUCACCUAGAAAAGGUUUACUAACAAAAAUUAAAUCAAGCAUUAUCAAACCAAAUCUUGCAAAUAUUAUAUUUAAUUGGAUUGAUAAAAAGGAUAUCAUGUAUACACGUACUAUAAAUGAUCCAGUUUAUAAGUUCGACCUUAUUUAUCGUGGUAGUCGUGAUGGAAUUAAUAAUGAAACAUUUAAAGAUUAUUGUAAUGGACGAGUAGCAAGUUUAGUUUUAAUUAAGGUUCAAAAUUCAAACAAGAUUUUUGGAGGGUAUAGCUCUAUAGGAUUUAAUUCAAUAGGAGAUGGUUAUUUUGUUGAAUUUGGAUAUCUAUGGUAUAGUUCAUCAGAUAACUUUAUUUUCUCAUUUGAACAUGGAGAAGACACACAAAAUAUGAAAAUAAGUCGGGUAAUAGAUUAUUCUAAAUCUAUAAUUAUUAAUCGCGCUGGAUUUAAUUUUGGAUGGGGUUCAUUAUGUAUGACCAAUCAAACUUUACACCUUAAUAAUAGCGACAAUGCUUAUGAAAAUAAUUUACACACUAAUAGAACUUAUUUGAUCGAAGAGAUUGAAACGUUUACCAUAAGUCCAUAA
Rhizophagus irregularis DAOM 181602=DAOM 197198 is the source of this 1416-nucleotide messenger RNA. The record is from RefSeq and is a predicted model, not a curated record. Lineage: Eukaryota; Fungi; Glomeromycota; Glomeromycetes; Glomerales; Glomeraceae.